Molecule: messenger RNA, 804 nt
Organism: Macrosiphum euphorbiae (potato aphid)
Lineage: Eukaryota; Metazoa; Arthropoda; Insecta; Hemiptera; Aphididae
Source: the annotation of a GenBank genome assembly
AUGGCUGCACAUUGUUUUGAUCCUAACAACAAAGCCAGUUGGUAUUUCGGACAAAUGUCACGUAUUGAAGCUUCUGAUCUAUUGAUGGGUGAACGAGAAUGUGGGACAUUUUUAAUUAGAGAUAGUCUCAGUAUUCAAGGAGACUAUGUGCUAUGCGUGAGGGAAGACAGCAAAGUUAGUCAUUACAUUAUCAAUAAAAUACAAGAAAAUAAUGAAACAAAAUAUAGAAUUGGUGAUCAGAUGUUUGCUGAUUUGCCUAGUUUAUUAGCAUUUUAUAAAUUACACUACCUUGACACUACUCCUCUCUUGAAACCUGCUGUUAAACCAAUAGAAAAAGUUGUUGCUAAGUAUGACUUUGUUGGAAAUGAUCAAGAUGAUCUACCAUUUAGAAAGGGUGAUAUUUUGACAAUUCUUGUGAAAGAUGAAGAACAAUGGUGGACAGCUAAGAAUAUUAUGGGUCAAAUGGGUUCUAUUCCAGUUCCAUAUGUUCAAAAAUAUGAUGGAAAUCCACCAUUACCAAUAAAAGACAGUAAUCAAAUUCCUGGAUCUAAUAAUGAGUCAACAUUAAGGCGGUCUAGUCUUCAAAAAAAAUUACCAGCUCUAGCUAGAGUUAAACAAGUCCGUGUACCAAACGCAUAUGAUAAGACAGCAUUAAAACUUGAAAUUGGAGAUAUAAUCAAAGUAACAAAAACUAAUAUUAAUGGUCAAUGGGAAGGAGAGCUAAAUGGUAAAACUGGACAUUUUCCAUUUACUCAUGUGGAAUUUGUGGAUUCUGAAAUGAAUGAUUGUAUAAGUGACAGUUAA